Molecule: messenger RNA, 1877 nt
Organism: Styela clava
Lineage: Eukaryota; Metazoa; Chordata; Ascidiacea; Stolidobranchia; Styelidae
Product: putative hydroxypyruvate isomerase
Biological process (GO): glyoxylate metabolic process
Molecular function (GO): hydroxypyruvate isomerase activity
Source: RefSeq, a predicted model, not a curated record
GCAAAAUUUUGCGUAAAAUUGCAGACUUUUUGACAUUUUUAGACACUGUUUGAAAAAAUAUAUAUGUAUUUAUUUUAAAUAAACGGUUAAAAUGGCAAAACUGAACUUUUCGUGCAACAUUUCCUGGCUUUUCCGUGAGAGUGAAUUUACAGAGCGAUUCCAGCUGGCAGCCGACCAUGGUUUCAAAGCGGUUGAACUUGGUUGGCCGUAUUCAGUGAAGAUUGAAAAACUCGUCGCAGCAAAGGAAUCUGCCGGCGUUGAAUUGAUAUUAAUGAAUACAGGAUCAAUUCAAAGCCUAGGCAGCGCGGCUGUUCCUGGUUCUGAAGAAGAUUUCAAGCAGGAGUUGGAUCUGGCAAUACAAUAUGCUAAAGCUUUGAAAUGUAAAAGAAUUCACAUAAUGGCUGGGCAGUUACCAGAUGAUUGUACCAAGUACAUUGACGAGAACCACAAAGCCCAAUACUACCCUGAAUAUACAAAGACAUUCAUCGCUAAUCUACAAUAUGCAUCGGAAAAGUUGAUGGGGGAAGGAAUGACUGGACUCAUCGAGCCGAUCAACUGCAGAAAAGAUGUUCCAAGAUAUUUCCUAACAACACAUGAACAAGCGUGUUCAAUUCUGGACCAAGUUGGACGGCCGAACAUAAAGUACCAGUUGGAUUUCUAUCAUUUGCAAUUAAUGGAAGGAAACUUGACAGCAAAUUUGAAGAGAUUGUUGCCUAGAAUUGGCCACAUUCAGAUAAGUCAGGUGCCGAGUCGAGCAGAGCCAUCUAGUCCGGGAGAAAUAAACUAUGAUUAUAUCUUCAACCUUCUUGAGAGUCUGUGUUACAGGGAUUGGAUUGGAUGUGAAUAUGCACCAUCAAAAAACACAGACAACAGCUUGAAAUGGUUCAAGGAAUAUUUAGAAGCAGCAGACCAUGACAUGGUGUUGCACAACCGCCACUAAGCGGAGUUCGGCUUACUGGAGGAUCUCAAAAUUUAAAUUUCAGGGGGGAGUGGGAGGAAAUGAAUGAUUUAUGUAGAGGUUGCUAAAUUAAAUUUUCUUCUGAGGGCCAUAAUUACCACCCAUCAGAUUUCGACUUAAUGGAAAAUAUCAUUAAUUUUUUUUUUGGGAGGAGGGGAAUUAAUAGGGGGUGGGGGACACAAAAGAUGUGUAAAGGUUGCUAAAUUAAAUUGUAUUUUGAAGACCAUAAUCACAUUUCGACUUAUUGGUGAAAUUCGUAAUUUUACUUUUUUUUUUUUUUUUUUGGAGAGAGGCUGCAAUUGAUAGGGGGUGGGAGGAAUGAAGGAUGUGUGAAAUUUUCUAUUUUUCAUUAAGAUAUAUUUGCAACACAGCAGCAAUUGAUACACCUUUUAUUGUGAGAUGAUUAUUAAUUUGUUUCAGAUAGUGGUUCCCAAACCGUGGCCGUAUUACGGCCCGCAGAAUGAUUUAAUAUGGCCCACCAAACUUGAGUGAAAUUGUUUAACACUUUAUUUUUUUACUUUGGAUACUGCCAGUUGUUACAACAUUAUCCCAGUCUAAGCAUGUGUAUAUUCAUAACAAUUUAAAUGUAUCGGUAUAUGUAUAUCAUUUAUAUGUACCGGUGUGGGUCCCUAGCAUGCACUCCCCUCUUCGGGACUGCAAAUAUCCUUUCGCUUCUAAUUUCGCCCUCCGAUCAAUGAACUUUGGCAACCCCCAACCUAACCUUAGUUUAAGACUUGGAGUGUAUGUUUUAAAUCAUAUAAUAAUUUUGGUGCUCCCGAAGUAUGUGCACCAAGAUGGCGCACAACCUGAACAUAGUAUGUGUACCAGGUUAAUGUUAUCGAUUGUGCGCCAUCUUGUUGCAUAUACUUCUAGAGCGCGUAAUUUUUAUAUUUCAUUCAUGAUUCAUCGAACAAAAAUG